Serendipita indica DSM 11827 is the source of this 1236-nucleotide messenger RNA. The record is from the annotation of a GenBank genome assembly. Lineage: Eukaryota; Fungi; Basidiomycota; Agaricomycetes; Sebacinales; Serendipitaceae.
AUGCUUUCCCUCUCUUACCUGAAGGAGAAGGUGGUAUCGCUCUGGGCCGCCGCGGGGCUCCCUGACGUUAGCUUGACUGGAGCAGACGAAACGAGUGCUCUUGACUCUUUUCUGCAUGAGAGGAAACAGAGCUUCCUGUCUGAGGUUGGAUCCGCAUCCAACAGAUGGACCGUUGUAACUGGAAAUGAGGCGGGAGAUUUGGACUCCAUCGCUAGCUCUGUCGCUUAUGCAUAUUUGUCGUCGAAUCCGAACAUGAUCUCCUUGGUGCAGACGCCGCGAAGCGACCUGCACCUCAGGCCAGAAAACGCGUUUGCCUUUUCCCUCGCAUCUUUGGACAUCGAAAACCUCUUGACGACUAGUGACAUCUCUUCAGGGAUAUCCGCUCAUAACCUGGACUACGUCCUUGUUGACCAUAAUCGGCUCCUUCCAUCUUGCAAAGGCAACGUCGUAGCCAUCUUGGAUCAUCAUGAAGACGAAAGGCAGCACCUUGAAGCCAACCCUCGAAUCAUCCGACCAGCUGGCAGCUGUGCCUCGCUCGUGACAACGCAGUUCCGAGAAUCAUGGGCGACGCGUCCGACAGAUGAGCUGAAGUCGGUUGCAAUGCUGCUACUCUCAGCUAUUCUGAUAGAUACGGACGGUCUCAAGCCCGGUGGGAAGGCUGUCGAUGUCGACCACGACGCGGUGCAGCUACUCGUCCCUCACACGGGGUUGGUGACGUCCUCCUCGAUAGUUGGUGGAGGACGUCAGCCUCCAGUUGCCGUGGAGGCGCUCUCGCGUCGAUUAGCAACAGCAAAGUCGUCUGUGGAGCAUUUGUCCAUGAAAGAUCUACUCCGUCGGGACUAUAAAGAGUAUGACCUAACUGGUGCUCGCGUCGGCUUGUCGACCGUUCCAGUUGGGCUAAAAGUCCUGGUGAAGAGGAAUACCGAGCAGUUCUGGGGGGACAUGGACGGAUGGAUGUCGGAGCGCAAGUUGGAUGUACUUGGUGUUUUGACAACAUAUCGUUCAGCCAAGAAAAGAAAGCACCGUCGACAGUUACUCUUUGUUGUUCGGCCCGGGCAAGAUAAAGUCGAGUCGGCCUUGUUCGAAGGAAUAGCCCGUGAUCGUGAGCUGCAGUGCGAGGAGCGACGCAUAGCUGGUGUAGAAAAUCGGAGGGCGCGUUGCUGGCGUCAGGGAAACGCAAAGGCGACGAGAAAGGUGGUCGCGCCCCUUGUCAAGCGUCUAGUAGAAACACUGUAA